AUGGAAAACAGGGAGAGCUUCGACAACAUCUACCUGGAUCUUUCCAAGCAACCAGGAAAAUGCAAGCUCGCCGAAAGUGGUCUGGGAUGGAAACCCUCCGGCGGCGGCGAAACCUUCACGCUGGAUAGCAGCAACAUCGGUGCCGCGCAGUGGAGUCGCGCAGCCAAAGGAUUCGAGUUGAAGAUUCUGUCACGCACAUCGGGUGUUAUUCAACUGGAUGGAUUUGACCAGGAGGACUUCGAACGAUUGAGCAAAGCUUUCAAAAUCUGGUACGGCAUCAAUGUCGAAAGUCGCGAACACGCCCUUCGAGGAUGGAACUGGGGCAAAGCCGAUUUCAACAAAGCAGAACUCUCCUUCAACGUGCAGAACCGACCCGCCUUCGAAAUCCCCUACUCCGAGAUCUCCAAUACCAACCUUGCCGGCAAGAACGAGGUCGCCGUGGAAUUCUCGCUCUCAGCCGCCGAUGCGAAUGGCGCGAAUGGAAAACCCGCCGGCAGUACAGAAAACCGUGGCCGGAAGGCUGCUGCUUGCUCUGACGAGCUGGUCGAGAUGCGCUUCUACAUCCCCGGCACGGCUGUGAAGAAGGAGAAGGCCGAGGGCGCUGAGGGUGCUGAGGGCGAGGAGAAUGAAGAGGAGGUCGAGGAGCAGAAUGCGGCCAAUCUUUUCUACGAGACGCUGAUGGAUAAGGCGGAGAUCGGAGACGUGGCUGGUGAUACUUUUGCCACUUUCCUGGAUGUUCUUCAUCUUACGCCCAGAGGUCGGUUCGAUAUCGAUAUGUACGAAUCUUCCUUCCGUCUUCGCGGCAAGACGUACGAUUAUAAGAUUCAAUAUUCCGCCAUCAAGAAGUUCUUCUUGCUGCCCAAGAAUGACGAUACUCACACACUGAUCGUGCUUGGUUUGGACCCGCCCCUGCGCCAGGGCCAGACCCGGUACCCGUUCCUGGUGAUGCAGUUGAAGCUGGAUGAGGAGAUCAGCCUGGAGCUGAACAUGACCGAGGACUUGCUGCAACAGAACUACAAAGAUAAGCUUCAAUCGCACUACGAGGAACCGAUUCACCAGGUGGUGACCAAAAUUUUCCGCGGAUUGUCGGGUAAGAAGGUCAUCAUGCCGUCCAAGGACUUCACUAGUCACCACGGCCACCAGGGAGUUAAGUGCUCCAUCAAGGCCAACGAGGGACUGCUUUACUUCCUGGACAAGAGUCUGCUCUUCGUGCCAAAGCCUGCCACCUAUAUUCAGAUGGAGAACGUGGCGGUGGUGACAAUGUCGCGUGUGGGCGGUGCCAUCUCUGCCAGCCGCACCUUUGAUAUUACCGUGACCUUGAAGGCCGGUCUGGGCGAGCACCAAUUCAGCAACAUCAACCGUGAGGAGCAACAACCCCUGGAGGACUUCUUCAAGGCCAAGGGCAUUCGCAUCAAGAACGAGAUGACCGAAGACGCCUCUGGAUUGAUUGCCGCGACGCUGGAUCAGGAUGAGUCCAGUGACGAGGAGGUUGUCCGGGCCGACCGCGGGUCUGCGGAUGAGGACUCGGACACACCGGACGAGGACUUUGAUGCAUCCUCAGACUCGGAUGUUGCAGAGGAGUUCGACUCUGCGCAUGAGAGUAGCGGAGACAGUGAUGACGAGAUGGGAGAUGCUCCUGCGGCGGGUGGUGGCGAUGAUGAUGAGGCAGCGCGACCCAAGAAGAAGAGCAAGGUUGGAAAAUAG
Messenger RNA from Penicillium waksmanii, 1704 nucleotides. RefSeq names its product FACT complex subunit POB3. The record is from RefSeq and is a predicted model, not a curated record. The coding region runs from base 1 to 1704 and encodes 567 amino acids. NCBI's taxonomy places the organism in Eukaryota, Fungi, Ascomycota, Eurotiomycetes, Eurotiales, Aspergillaceae. The transcript is spliced from 3 exons. Gene Ontology annotation, cellular component: FACT complex; nucleus. Gene Ontology annotation, molecular function: nucleosome binding; histone binding; DNA binding.